GACCUGCAACGACCCUUCUCCGUCCCAAAUAUUGCUGUUGCUGUACAUGUUGGCUUACAACGAUGCCAUCAUGGCCUCCAAGACCGAUCCCAAACUUGUAGCGGCUUCAAACAAUAUUCAAGUGGACUGCUUGGCCGAAUUCCAAUCCGAUGUAUGCUGAAUCAUGUCGAAUCUUAUCAACAAGGAAAAGCCUACCGCAACGUUUAUCCUGAUCUAUUGUCACUGGCCGCCAAUCUGUAUCCCGAAAUGUUCAAUAUAACGAGCUUUCUUCUGCAGGAAGGCAAAGAAUCCGAUGAAACCGCUGUGGAAGAACCGAAAGAAUGGGACAGAUUUUGGAUUUCACGCCUGUCUCCAGACAAACUCGAGUAUAUUUUAAUUCACUGGCAGCAGAAUCCCGAUUUGGUAGUCAAAGCGUUAUCAUGCAUCGGAGCGAUUGACACAAUCCAUAUUGCGGAUUAUGUGGAUAUUGUCAUCCGUCAUUUGCUGCCGCUGUGUUUUAAUGAAAACUUUGAUGACAACAUUGCCAAUGCUUUCAGUGCGGUGUGGGAAUCCUUCGAUGGCAUCAUUCCCUAUGAGUUGUGGGUUCUCACCGCCAAGGAAAUGAGAGACAAAAAUAUCACAAACGAAGGGAUGUACACCUUGGAUAAUUUAGUGGAAGAUCCACUCUUGCUGUUCAAAUGCGAUCCCAAAAUUUUUCGAUGUAGACGGCUAUUACCCAUAUGGCUCCAUCUCUUGUCUUGUAUACGCGUAUGCUCAAGGCAUCGUAUAUGGAAACGCUUCGUUACCUGCUUUCCUAGAACCCAGACUUCAUUCAAUAUCCGUAAUGUGGUGGCUAUGAUCAAUGUGCAGGACGCAAUCAUGCUUCAGUUACUACUCGAGCAAUGUCAAGAACAACCGCGUGAUGAAGGACAUGCAGACCAAUUACAACAAGCGCGUGAACACAUAUGCCAUUUUAUUCACGGUAUCUUUGUGGAUGGCGAUCGCGAUGGCGUGCUGGUGAAACUGUUGCAUUUUGAAACGUAUGCCCUUGAUUUAAUACCCAUCGUUGUUGAACUGAUUCCUUCCAUUUAUAUCGUCAUGAACUUUAUUCCUGAAUUAUUACGACAACCGCAGCCAGAAAAGCAAAUUUUCGGUAUACUGAUAGCCUGCCAUUUAUGUGAAAAGUAUCCCCUUGAGCCCUACCUGGUUGCUGCCGAAAAGUAUGUUCUUCCUCGUUUAGUGAAGAUUGCUUUUCCCGCGACACGAGAAGGUCAACCUACGGGUUGCGUCCCCUCGGAAUAUCUCAUCCAAGCCAUCCCUGGCUUUGUGCACCUGGCCAAAGCUUUCCCACAUUUCGCACCGCAAAUCUUGCGUGUGUUUGAUGAUAUCUUCCAUGGUUUGCCACCACCCAAGGAUUUCAUUGGACAGGAAGGCAACACAAAAAUCAUCCUUUUCCUCCGACUACACAAAACUCUCAAAGAUGCUCGACAGCUCGUCCAGCAACAAGCCGAUCGCAUGGAAAGUGUCAAUAAUGUCAUAUUGUAAAUAGAAAUUAUCAGGAGAAAAAUGCCACUGAGAUUUUUUUUUUCGUUCCUUACUCGUGUAAUAUAUUAUGCUCUCCGUUUAAACUGGAUAAGAGAUAUAUUAUGAUCACCUAUGGAUUCAAUAGCGGAGGGAGGACUGGAUGCAUCGAUGGUUAUAUUUUCUGCAGACACUACAAGACGUAGCGAUCCUUCAACGACCUGCGUGUAUGCAUUCUGGAUACGAAGAACUUGGUGAAG
This is a messenger RNA of Radiomyces spectabilis, 1760 nucleotides long. RefSeq names its product integrator complex subunit 2. The record is from RefSeq and is a predicted model, not a curated record. Lineage: Eukaryota; Fungi; Mucoromycota; Mucoromycetes; Mucorales; Radiomycetaceae. Gene Ontology annotation, biological process: snRNA 3'-end processing. Bases 154 to 1524 code for a protein of 456 amino acids. The transcript is spliced from 12 exons. Gene Ontology annotation, cellular component: integrator complex.